Molecule: messenger RNA, 4143 nt
Organism: Papilio machaon (common yellow swallowtail)
Lineage: Eukaryota; Metazoa; Arthropoda; Insecta; Lepidoptera; Papilionidae
Exons: 7
Coding region: 67-4143 (1358 amino acids)
Cellular component (GO): extrinsic component of mitochondrial inner membrane
Source: RefSeq, a predicted model, not a curated record
AUUUAACUCAGUACAGUCAUACUGUUGAAUGCGUUAUAAAGUGAUAUUUUUCGGUUACCAUAAAUAAUGAAUUCUAAAAAGCGUAAAAAUCGUGCCAAAGUGAUAUCAAAAACAAAACCUCGUACAGAAGUUGAAACCAAAAUUGAUGAUGUUACCGUAGAUAAAUUGUCAGAAAGUUCAUUGAACCUUACAGAUAUUACGCAAGACAAAAUUGACGUGACUGAAGCUAUUGUUGAAGAAACUAAAGUUGAAAAUGAUGAAAUUAAUGAUGAAACGACAGAGCCUACAAAAGAGAUUACAUCCACCACAGACACGCCGGUAAAACCAAAACGGAAUAAAGGUAAAAAGAAGAAACCAACUAUUAUCGAAAAUCAACAACAAUACACAAAGAAUGAGGAAAUUGAAAAAAAUUUAACUAAUGAAGAAAAUUGUAAUUUACCCAAUGUUUCUGAUGCUACAAUCAUAGAUGGCGUUGCUGUUAAACCGAGUGCUCGUAAAAAGAAAAACAAAGAAACGAAACAUACAGAGAAAUCGCAUGAUAUUGAAAUAGAUAACAAAUCUGAUAUAAUCCCAACAAUUCCGGCAAAUGAAAUACCAAGUCAAAAAAAUCCAGAUGAAGAGCCAGAAGUUGAAACUAAGCGAAGUAAAAAGAAUAAAAAGAAAAAACGUAGACAUGAUUCUGAAAAAUCUGAUAAACCCGAUGAAGUGGUAUCUUGUACAGCCGCUUUUGAAGAUUUAAUCGAGAAAAAAACCGAAACUGAAAAUAUAGAAAAUGUAGAAAAAAAAGAUCAAGAAACUUACAAAGAAGAACCCAUUGAAUGUGUUGUAGAUCCAGAUGUAAUGUUGUCAAUAGAAAAUCAAAACACAAACAAUACUGAGACGCUACAAAUAGAUGGUAAGGUGACACACAAAAAGAAGAAGAAAGGAAAAAAGCAGCCUCCUGAGCUGAAAGAUGAUAAUAAAAAAGAAAGCAAUCAGCAAAGUUCUAUUCAAAUUUAUAAACAUAUUCAAACCGAUGUUUUAAAUGUCGCUGAUUCUCAACAGAUUUCUGAAGACACACGAACUGAUAAUAAAGAUGAUAGUGUUGCAACUUCUAUUCUUAAAAGUGAUACUGAAGAAAUAAAACCUAAGGCAAGAAUCGCGAAACCUGUUCAGAAAAAAACAGUUCAUAGUUCGGAUUUGAAAAACGUUAUAGAAACAAAAACUGCUGAAAUGUUGGAACCUUCAAUAACUGAGAGCAAUUUAUCGCAUACAGAUAAAGAAAUAAAUGAUAGUUUAACACCAACUAAUGAAUCGAAUAUUUUGACACCAAUCGAAUCUGACAUUGUCGGCCAAUGUGAAAAUGUUACAAAUUUAGAAGAAAACACUUCAAAUAUUGAACUUCUUGAUUGCGCAAUAGAACAAUCAGUGACAGAAAAGAAAUUAAAUGACAAAUGUCAGAAAUGUACAAUAGAAAGUGACAAACUUGAAAUAAAAUUAGAAUCUAAUGUCGGGUUUAACAUCAAAAUACAAGAUACUAAUGAGAAUAAUAAACAGGACGAGGAACCAAAACUCGAAGAAAUGCCUAGAAAAGGCAAAUCAAAAGCAAAGCGUCAAGUCAAAUGUUCGGAAACCGACGACUACGAUACAGCUACGUCGGAUGAAUCUCAUUACAAUAUUUCCAAUAAUGUUAUUGGGCCGCAGUCGGUCAGCCAACAGCUGCUAGACGACAACAUACAAGAAGUUACCUCCAGGCAUUCAAAGUCUUCUAAUAUUCCGGUACCUAGCACCAUAAUGCAAGAAACACCGACACGUACAUCAACUAAGACUCCUGAUGUCUGCGAAACAAAUACGACGCAGCAAGAAAAGACUGAUUUGAAGUCCAAAAUGAUGGAAGUCAAUAAAGAUUUGGAACAAAUAAGGAUGUCAUUGGAAAAAUCUCUAGCAGAACUAAGUUCAUUGAAAGAGACUGAAGAGAAAAUGGCAAGAAAUGAGUGUGAUGUAGAAACAUCUAAAAAUAAUAAACCAGAAAAAUCGACAAAAGGAAUUAUUAAUGCACCGAUUCCUUCAAAAAAUAUCAAAUCGGCACAAUUAAAAACUGAAAAUGAUUCUUAUAUCGACAAUUCCGAUAGUACAACGCCACCUAUUUCUCCACGAAGAAAAGAUCAGAAGUGUAGAGCGAAAAAGAAACGACGAGAGCAAGAAACUGUACCGCAGACGAUGAGUGUUACUUCCGAAUCAAGAAACACUUCUACAAAUGAAAGUAGACGUAAGGAGAAGGGAAACAGUUCAGACGAGAGAGGUCAGCAACAAUCAUCUUGCGACAAAGAACGUAACAAGACGAUGUCAUCAGAUGUGCAGUUCGAGCCAAUAGAAAAUUUUGAGGAUGCGCUAACAUCCAGCGUGGAUGACGUAGAGGUUAACAAAACAUUUGAAGUAAUCGCUAAUGAAUUGAAUGAGGAUAUCCUAAAUAAUCCACAAAAAGAGUCUUUUAUCACCAAACCUGAAAUCAACAUAACUCCACCUUUAGACGAGGAAGAAAAUAAAGGGCAAUCAAAAAACAUAAAUCCCGUUUCGCAGCCAAAAAACUUAUUAGGCUGCCCCAACAUUCCUGUACCAUCGAAUAAAACUGAUUAUAAAAAGGAAAAAAACAAAACGCCAAACGAACAACAAGCUAAAGUAAAAAUAAAAGAUUUGAUUGACGCAGAACUGGACGAUGAAUCUGUAAAGAAAUCAAAACAAUCUCAAACUGAUAGCAAAAUAAAGUUCAUAAAAGAUAAAAAUGAAAUAGAAUCUUUUUCUUAUAUAAAAAACGGGAAUGAGGAAUACGUUUAUAAAUAUAUAUUUCGAAAGGUUUUUCUUUCGAGUGUUUGUCACAUUUGCAGAAAAGAUCUGAAGCAAACUCGAGUGCCUUGCAAGUUUUGUAAUAUACUCUUUUAUUGUAGUCAAAAACAUAAAGAUGAAGAUUGGCCGAGACACCAAUCUUUAUGCUUUGCUGUCUCCACUAUAGUGCAUUUAAAAGAUCAGAAACACAUUUACAGCGACACUCAAAAUGUAUCAGGUCAAAACUAUCGCCUGAUUAGGAUGCAUAUGAUUCUGUCUUGUGAGAAAGUGCUAAAGAGAAAGUUAUUGCCAUGGGAACAAGAAGCUCUCUUAUAUCCAAGGAUGUGCAUUGAUGUUACGUGCAGAGAGUGGCGUCAGACAAAGUUAAUGGAUUGCGAUGGAUGCGGACAGGUAUCAUACUGCAUUGAGAAUCCGGAUCACUUACCACCAGUUCACCAGCGCUGGUGCAAGCCAUAUGCCUUAUACCAAAAGCUGGUCCUUUACCAGCAGGAGCACGGUAGACUGGAGCCGCGGCUACCGGGAAAGGUGAUGACGCAUCACUACAAUAUACCGGAUAAGAUGAACGAAGUGCUGGCUGCGAUGUAUGAAGAAAAAAUCGAUAUGUCAGACGUGCAAUACGCGGCGCUGACGCAGCUGGCCAGCACGCCACUCACCGUCGCUUUCUGCCACCAGCUACACCGACACGCCAUUACCGGCAAUGCCGUCAAUACCGUCAACGGUCAUAAUAAGAGAUCAACGUUCACAAUACACGUGGUCGGGGCUGAGCUGCAGCUGGAAGCCGAUAGCCUGGGCAAGUGGGAGGUGUUCCUGCUGCACCUAAAGCCAGGGCUUAAGGAGCUGCGCGUCGCUCUAGUGGGUCACGACCUCAAUGCUGCUAAUCUACCACUGGAUUUAUUGGGCAAAAUUAGGCUCUGUGAGAACUGCCGCGUGAACAAGAGACGAGUUACAUUCAGUUUCCACGAUAAGAAAUCCUAUCACGAAUAUUGGGCCAGUGAUGAUUUUACAAUACCUGAUAUUGUAUGUGCUUUCAAUCCGAACAUACAUCGUUCAUCUUUGUACAACGGCGUAGAAGUCUGGUCAUCUACGAUAAAUUGCAUUUUCAAGCAAAAGAUACCCUUCUUAAUUACUUCUAGCACGAUGAGAGAACUAAAGGAUGACCUAGAAACGAUCAAGAAUAAUACAGAAGUUGACUAUAAAGUUAUAUCAGAUGUUAAACUGAACCCUUUUGCGAGUGUACGUCCUGAUAGAAAUUUUAUAACAGACGAUGAGACACCGCUUUUAUUUAAAAAUUAUUGUUUCUCCCUUUUAUGUGGUGCGUAA